Striga hermonthica is the source of this 699-nucleotide messenger RNA. The record is from the annotation of a GenBank genome assembly. Lineage: Eukaryota; Viridiplantae; Streptophyta; Magnoliopsida; Lamiales; Orobanchaceae.
AUGCUUAUGGCAAGCGCGGCUGCUAACAUAGGAUUGUGCGCAACAAUAAACCCAGGAAUUGCUGCAUUCGAGAUAGCAUACGUGCAGUGGAUAGAAGAAGAAGACCGGAAAAUAUUGAAUCUCCGAAAUGCCCUUCAGUCCCCUAUGAGUGAUGCUGAGCUACGCAUGACAGUCAAUAACGUGUUGGACCACUACCGCAAUUUGUUCUGCAUGAAAAAAGAUGCCGCAAGAGCCGAUGCUUUCUACUUAGUGUCCGGCAUGUGGAGGACCUCGGUCGAGCGCUUUUUCCUCUGGAUUGGCGGGUUUCGGCCAUCUGAACUCAUAAGCGUGGUGAUGCCCCAGCUGGAGCCGCUGACCGAGCAGCAAAUGGCGAGUGUACGUGGAUUGAGGCACUUGUGCACUCAGGCAGAGGAUGCCCUGUCUCAGGGUUUGGAAAAGUUGCAGCACACACUGGCUCAAGCCAUAGCCUCGUCGGGUGCUGUGGGUUACAGCUGUCAUCCCGCUCUCGAUCGGCUCAACUCUCUAGAAGGCUUUGUAAAUCAGGCGGAUCACCUGAGGGAGCAGACUUUGCAGCAGAUGGCACGAAUACUGACGACCCGACAGGCGGCUAAGGGUUUGCUUGCAUUCGGGCAAUAUUUUCAGAGGCUAAGAGCUUUAGGUUCGUUGUGGGCGGCUCGUCCUCCUCAACAGCCUGCAUAA